Artibeus jamaicensis (Jamaican fruit-eating bat) is the source of this 1267-nucleotide messenger RNA. RefSeq names its product mitochondrial ribosomal protein S7 (gene MRPS7). NCBI's taxonomy places the organism in Eukaryota, Metazoa, Chordata, Mammalia, Chiroptera, Phyllostomidae. Gene Ontology annotation, molecular function: mRNA binding; structural constituent of ribosome; rRNA binding. Gene Ontology annotation, biological process: ribosomal small subunit assembly; translation. The transcript is spliced from 5 exons. The coding region runs from base 108 to 836 and encodes 242 amino acids. The record is from RefSeq and is a predicted model, not a curated record. Gene Ontology annotation, cellular component: ribosome.
AAUAGGGUGAUGCCCAGAUUUAAGACCCUGUGGAGCUUUUUCUCUCUUCCGUCACUUGCUCAGGCACGCCGAGGGCAGCUUGUGGGGGGUCCUCACGGCAAACCAAGAUGGCUGCCCCCUUGAGGAAGACUGUGAGAGGGUGGUUGGACCUACCACUGAGUGUACGCAGUGCUGUUCUGCGGCUUCCAGGGCUCAUCCAGGUGAGAUGGAGCCGCUAUGGCCCUGAGUACAGGGAUCCCCAGACUGACAAGGAGUAUUUCCGCAAGCCCUUGGCAGAGCUGACUGAGGAAGAGAAGUUUGAGCUGGAGUUGAGGAAGACGCAGCUUAUCAAAGCUGCCCCAGCGAUGAAAACUGGCUCUGUGUUCGAAGACCCGUUGAUCAGCAAAUUCACCAACAUGAUGAUGAAAGGAGGAAACAAAGUUCUGGCCAGAUCCCUCAUGACAAAGACUCUGGAAGCUGUGAAAAGGAAGCAGUUUGAGAAGUACCAUGCCGCUUCCUCGGAGGAACAGGCAGCCAUUGAACGCAACCCCUACACCAUCUUCCACCAAGCCCUGAAAAACUGUGAGCCUGUGAUUGGGCUGGUACCCAUCCUCAAGGGUGGUCAUUUCUACCAGGUCCCUGUGCCGCUAUCCGACCGGCGACGGCGCUUCCUGGCCAUGAAGUGGAUGAUUACUGAGUGCAGGGAGAAGAAGCCCCGGCGGAUGCUGAUGCCAGAGAAGCUGUCACAGGAGCUACUGGAGGCUUUUCACAACCGGGGCCCUGUGAUCAAAAGGAAGCACGACAUGCACAAGAUGGCAGAGGCCAACCGAGCCCUGGCCCACUACCGCUGGUGGUAGGGGCAGGGAGGCUCCAGGAGGAGCCCGGGGCGCUCUGCUGCAAGAGGCCGUGUGAGCCGCUGCUACAUGAAAAGCACCUGUGCUGAAGGAUGUAGUUCAUCCGUAAGGGCAGGCAGGCCUCCCAGGAAGGAGCGAGCAGUGUAUUCAUUGCUCUAGUCCUUCCCUGUGGGCUAGAACUUGCUCUCCCUGCCCUAGCUCCUUGCAGAGAGCCAAUACAUGGACUUGGAGUUUCCCCAAGAAACGGGGCCCCUCCCACCUUCUCUUCCCUCAACUCAGGGUGGAUACAUUUGGGUGAUGAAAGGAAACAUUUUCACAUCAGAAAGGUUUAUUAGAAAACUCCCCCUGCACUGGAGCAUAUGAUGCAGGGCCGCCACUCAUUAAAACCGACUGCAGGAAGCACCUGUUUCCAAGGUCGUGCUUAUACAAAUGUA